AUGCUCUCACUCGUGAAAUACCUCCUUCUCCUCGUUCUUCCAGUUUCUUAUCUCCUUCGCCGGCGCUUCCCUUCGCUGUCGUUCAAACUGUCGAGUUCCACUCCAGUACAAAUUCCAGCGGAAGAAAAUCCUGAGAAACCGCUCAAGACCAUCAUGCAGGCCCCUCGCGAUGACUUGGCACCCCCCAAAGAUGAUCCAUUUACGACGGAAGAGCUGAAGCAGUACGACGGUUCAGAUCCUACUAAGCCUAUAUAUGUCGCUAUAAAAGGAACUGUUUUUGAUGUUUCGAGCAAGAAGGAUGUGUACGGUCCGGGCAGGUCAUACAGUGUUUUCUCCGGAAAAGAUGGCUCUCGUGGUCUCGGAAUGUCAAGUCUGAAGCCAGAGGACGCUGUGGCUGACUACAGCACCCUCGACGCUAAAGAUAUGAAGGUGUUAGAUGAUUGGCACGCAUUCUUCUCGAAACGAUACAAUAUUGUUGGAAGGGUUACAGAUGGACCAGUCAUUGAAAGCCAAUAG
Messenger RNA from Psilocybe cubensis, 516 nucleotides. RefSeq lists its product as uncharacterized. Gene Ontology annotation, cellular component: membrane; endomembrane system. Lineage: Eukaryota; Fungi; Basidiomycota; Agaricomycetes; Agaricales; Agrocybaceae. The transcript is spliced from 3 exons. The record is from RefSeq and is a predicted model, not a curated record. The coding region runs from base 1 to 516 and encodes 171 amino acids.